AAAGGAGAGAAGAAAGCCCCGAAAUAAAAAUCUCGCCUUUCCUCUCGUCUUCGCCGCUGCUACUGCUGCUUCUUCCGUGGUGGGGGUGGUGUGCGAUGGAUUCCUCCAGCGAGACGCUCACCCGGGAGCAGUUCGUGUACCUGGCCAAGCUUGCGGAGCAGGCGGAGCGCUACGACGAGAUGGCUGGCUUCAUGGAGAGGCUGGCGCGGGAGCACACGCCGUCCUCCGGCGAGCUCACCGUCGAGGAACGCAACCUAUGUUCCGUCGCGUACAAGAACCUCGUCGGUGGCCGCCGCGCCUCCUGGCGGAUCAUCUCCUCCAUCGAGCAGAAGGAGGAGGGCCGCAGAAACGAGGAUCAUACCGCCCACGCUCGGGCCUACCGCUCCCGCGUCGAGGCCGAACUCUCGAACAUCUGCGGCCGGAUCCUCGCGCUGCUCGACUCCCACCUCGUCCCUUCCGCUGCCACCAGCGAGUCCAAUGUCUUCUACCUCAAGAUGAAGGGUGAUUACCACCGCUAUAUCGCCGAGUUCAAGGCCGGGGAGGAGCGGAAGGCCGCGGCCGACGACACCAUGAGCGCGUACAAAGCCGCUCAGGAUAUUGCACUUGCAGAUCUUCCACCAACACAUCCUAUAAGGUUGGGCUUGGCUCUUAACUUUUCGGUGUUCUACUACGAGAUCCUGAAUUCUUCAGAGAGGGCUUGUAGCAUGGCAAAACAGGCAUUCGAGGAGGCUAUCGCAGAAUUAGACAGUUUGGGUGAAGAAUCUUACAAGGAUAGUGCCCUCAUCAUGCAGCUGCUACGCGACAAUCUUACUCUUUGGACUUCUGAUGCACAGGAACAAAUUGAUGAAGCCUAGGAGGAACAGAGCAUUAGAGGAGGCCUUGAAUGUCAUGUAUCCAUGGCUGAAUCUGGUCAAGCAAGCACCACUUUUACACUGAAGACUAUAUAAUAAUAGAUAGUCUCAAGACCUUUGGUAUCUUAUUUGCAAUCCUUGUAGGUUGUUCAUGUGAUCUUGUUCCAUCUCUUUCUUCUAUGAAUGUUACUGGGCUCUUUUGUUUUCUCUGUCUAAAUGGAAUCAAGAAGUCUGAUCCAUGAACAUGGUGAAAGGGAUUAUACGA
Molecule: messenger RNA, 1116 nt
Organism: Musa acuminata AAA Group (dessert banana)
Lineage: Eukaryota; Viridiplantae; Streptophyta; Magnoliopsida; Zingiberales; Musaceae
Product: 14-3-3-like protein G-BOX factor 14 kappa
Exons: 4
Coding region: 96-854 (252 amino acids)
Biological process (GO): intracellular protein localization; signal transduction
Cellular component (GO): cytoplasm
Source: RefSeq, a predicted model, not a curated record